UACCCUAGGCAACUGCAGUAGAGAAGGUUAUUCAGGCUCGGUCGCAGUUCCUCUACCACUUGCCUCUUCGAUUGCGCAUUCGAUUCGAUUCGAUUCGAUUCCAUCACACACAAAAGCAAAAACAAAAAGAAGCAUAGGUUGAGACUUGAGAGAGCUUGCAGAGAGCUCAAAACCCUGAUUGGGUUGAAAUUCAGAAAUCGGAAAUGGGAACUCUUGGGAAAGCGAUAUACACCGUUGGAUUCUGGAUUCGAGAAACUGGACAAGCCAUUGAUCGCCUCGGUUCACGCUUCCAAGGAAACUACUACUUCCAAGAGCAACUGUCUAGGCAUCGAACUCUGAUGAACAUAUUUGAUAAGAGUCCUGUUGUUGAUAAAGAUGCAUUUGUUGCUCCAAGUGCCUCUGUCAUCGGUGAUGUUCAAGUUGGUAGAGGAUCAUCCAUUUGGUAUGGAUGUGUUUUGAGAGGUGAUGUGAACAGCAUCAGUGUUGGAAGUGGAACUAACAUACAGGAUAACUCCCUGGUGCAUGUUGCAAAAUCAAAUUUAAGUGGGAAGGUGUUGCCUACUAUUAUUGGGGAUAAUGUUACUGUCGGUCAUAGUGCCGUUUUACAUGGUUGCACUGUUGAGGAUGAGGCUUUUGUUGGUAUGGGUGCUACACUACUUGAUGGUGUCUUUGUUGAGAAACAUGCCAUGGUUGCUGCUGGGGCCCUUGUGAGACAGAAUGCAAGAAUCCCAUCUGGGGAGGUUUGGGGAGGCAAUCCGGCAAAGUUCCUGAGGAAGCUCACUGAUGAAGAGAUAUCUUUUAUUUCUCAGUCAGCCACCAAUUACACUAAUCUUGCCCAGGUCCAUGCAGCUGAAAAUGCAAAGUCCUUUGAUGAAAUUGAGUUUGAGAAGGUGCUGCGGAAGAAGUUUGCAAGAAAAGACGAGGAGUAUGACUCAAUGUUGGGUGUUGUCCGGGAGAUCCCUCCAGAGCUUAUUCUUCCAGAUAAUGUCCUACCUGAUAAACAAGCUAAGGUUUCUAAAAUAUAAGAUCUUUAAAAGAACUGUGUCUUUCAUUUCCAACCUUGAAAUGACAUCAAGGAUAUUUUUGUUUUUUCAAAUGCAUGGAAGAGGGAUUAUUUUCAUUCCCAAUAAUACCAGACAUGUUCUAGGCUAGAAUAUGACUCCUUUCCAGCCCUAGGAAUGGUUCGUUCCAUAAUAUUUCAAAUUCUGUUAUGUACUUUGGAGAAGGUAAUUGCCCUGAAGGAUCGUGUAUGUGGAUAAUUAAUGUUUGAUGUAUCUAAUGCAAGUGAAUUUCACGUGCAAGUUUAUUCUUGAUCUUCAUGUUCGAGACAUUACUGGUUGUUACUUAGUUCAUAAGUUCCCGUUAAAAUUA
Molecule: messenger RNA, 1371 nt
Organism: Gastrolobium bilobum
Lineage: Eukaryota; Viridiplantae; Streptophyta; Magnoliopsida; Fabales; Fabaceae
Product: gamma carbonic anhydrase 1, mitochondrial
Exons: 5
Coding region: 204-1025 (273 amino acids)
Source: RefSeq, a predicted model, not a curated record